Messenger RNA from Triplophysa rosa, 3095 nucleotides. RefSeq names its product phospholipid phosphatase related 5a (gene plppr5a). The transcript is spliced from 6 exons. Gene Ontology annotation, biological process: signal transduction; phospholipid dephosphorylation; phospholipid metabolic process. The record is from RefSeq and is a predicted model, not a curated record. Bases 167 to 1096 code for a protein of 309 amino acids. Gene Ontology annotation, molecular function: phosphatidate phosphatase activity. Lineage: Eukaryota; Metazoa; Chordata; Actinopteri; Cypriniformes; Nemacheilidae.
CGAGCUCAGUGCCCGAGACUAUGUGCUGCUUUAAUUGACACAUUUUAUAAGGGUGGUCGUGAAAAGAAGGAAAAUUAUGCAGCGGCUAUCGUAACAGCCGUCCGAAGACUUUAUAUGAUAUCACAGGAUUUUUUUCAGCCUCUUAUUUAUUUGACCCUCAACGACAAUGCUUUACUUUCAGUUGGUGAUCAUGGCAGGAACUGUCAUGCUGGCAUAUUACUUUGAGUAUACCGAUACUUUUAACGUGCACGUGCAGGGCUUUUUUUGUCAUGACAACGCCUAUACAAAGCCCUAUCUCGGAUCAGAGGAAUCCAGUGCGAUCCCUCCUGCUAUCCUGUACGCGGUGGUCGCAGGGGUCCCCGCACUUGUGAUUACAGUGACAGAGUCGGUGCUCUUCUUGCUGCAGUAUGUCUCUGAGGAUCUAGACAACAGAGAGAAGAUUAUUGUGAUGGGGGACUGUUGUUACCUCAACCCUCUGGUCCGAAGGACAUUUCGCUUUCUCGGUGUGUACGCAUUUGGCCUUUUUGCCACAGAUAUCUUUGUUAAUUCCGGGCAGGUGGUAACAGGAAAUUUGUCUCCGUACUUCCUGACGGUGUGUAAACCCAACUACACAGCACUGGGGUGCCAACAGGUGGUGCGUUUCAUCAACCAACAGGAAGCCUGUACAGGCAAUGAGGAUGAGAUCUUACAUGCUCGAAAGUCCUUCCCAUCCAAAGAGGCAGCCAUCAGUGUCUACGCUGCUCUUUAUGUUGCUAUGUACAUCACAUGCUCAGUGAAGGCCAAAGGGACACGGCUGGCCAAGCCAGUGCUCUCUCUGGGGCUCAUGUGUCUGGCGUUUAUAGCAGGGAUUAAUCGCGUCGUGGAGUACCGCAACCACUGGUCUGAUGUCAUCGCUGGCUUUAUCAUCGGAGGAGCCAUUUCAGUCUUUAUGGUGGUGUGUGUGGUGAAAAAUUUCAAAGGAAAGCCCUUACUAGAUGAGAUACCGCCGGAGGAGAGUGUGUCCAGUGGUCCUGUGCUCACUCAGCCUAGGAUGGAAGACAGCAUGGAGAAAUACAUAGCCUCCCAGAAUCCCAUCACCUAUGCUGAGAUCACAUGACAAUUGAAAGACGUCCAGUCAAAAGUUGUGGAUAUUGUUGCUGCUCUUUGAUGCAACACCUUACUUUGAGUGCAAGGUCGAUACGUGCUAUUUUUACAUUUCUAUUUUCAAGUGUGUGAAAAAAUUGUCCUCCUUGUUAAACUUUUUUUAACAGUUAUGCCAGGGCCGCAUCUCUAUUUUUAUAUGAAUUUAUCACUGUUGACAUUUUUGUGGUUGAAAGUGAAGGAAAUUUAUACAUGAUGUCCACGGAAAUGUGUUUAACAUGUCCCGAUGUACAACAUCAUCUUUGUGUCCUUUAGAGCUGAGCAAUAUACCCAAAAUUUGAUCUUGAAAUCAAAACUUGAUUUCUUUCCAAAUUAUUUCUGAAGCAUGAUAUGAAUCUUGAUAUUUUUGCUUUUGCUCUUGAAUAAAGGUGAUUUUCCUUUGCCGUAAUCAAUGAGGCAUGAAUAUUCAUAGAAUAUUCAAAGUGUUUACUGCAGAUACACUAAAAAUGCAGAUCUAGUUAUUAUUAAAUGACCACAUGUAAAUGCUGCUUAAGUAGAUGAAAGAGACUGUGCUUUAUGCUACAUAGGAAGUCCAAAGGUGGAGUGAAAUCGCCUAUGAAUCCUAUUUUUAAUCAACAUGCGAUAUUCACAAUAUUCCAUAAUUUCAUAUUUUAGUACAAAUAUUUUAAUAAUAUUUAGUUUCUUUUCUGAUGUUCGGAGUAGUAUACAAUUAUAUAUUUUUUUGCUCUCACUACAACAUGUCAUGUUAACAUCUGCCAAAUGUUUACUAAGCGAAUGACUUUUUCCAGAACAGCAAAUUAUCAAUCGGAAUGUCUCUUUACCACCCGAGUUGAGGAAUUGUUGAGAUCUCUUGACUGUAACAGGACUGAUGUGUGGUACAGUAGGUCAAGAUUUUACAGAAUUUUAAAAAGAGACAUAAAAUCAAGAACAUUUUCUUUUCUGAGUUGACAUUUCUUGCUGAAAAGUACGUUUGAGUUUUCUAAAUAUCCAAUAGGCUGGUACAUCACAUACAGUACCUGGUAUAGGGGAGCAUUCUUAUUUUAGAGCAUUCGAUUGGACACAAAUCCAAUAUAUUAAGCUUAUAAACAUGGACUAAAAGCCUCAAAAUGUCAAUUUUUAAGGUGGACAUGAUAAGCAGGAGUCAUAAUUGAUUUUGAUGUCAUUAACGCAGAGAGCACCUUGGCAAGGCUGAUGGAUUUAAUUGUGACUGGCAAUUGAUUACAAUAGAUUAGAUGCUUAAGCUUUGCCCAAAGAGGCUGUGAUGAGUCUUUCUUGGUUGUGUAUAAUGUUGCUUUGUGUGCUUUUUCCCCGGUGUGUAUGUACAUGUUUGUGCUUAUUUGUGAGUCUGUCCUUGAUGUCGCCUCUGUGAGAAUGCAGUCUGUAGUGGGUAAUAGAAGGUCAUUUUUUUCUCCCUCUCUUUUCAAAUAAUCAUCACUCAGAGCUGGAAUAAUACUUACCUGUCAGACAGAGAGAAACAGAGAGACACAGGGAGACAGUAUGAAAAACAAACAAAUGUAUUAUGUUUGUAUCAGUCAGAUCAUGUAGAAAUAGCAAUAUUACAAGUUUGUAUAAAGUUUGUGGCGUCAAAGGUCUGAAGUAUUUGUUGAUUUACAUUCUGUAGUUAUUUUAUUAAAUUCAUGUAGUAUUAUUGUUUGUCCUGAACCCCAUGCACACUGAUACUGUUUGAGAUUUUGUUCUAUUCAUGAAUGCACCUUUUUGAAGCUUGGUAAGUUAUUUUAUGUCAUUUUAUUGCAUACGUGAUUUCCAUCUCAUUUGGUUUGUAAAUGUAAUUGAUGACUAAAACACAAAAGUUGUGAAUUAAAUUUUUGAUCGUGUAAACAAAAGCCCUAAAGCAUAUUGUUUGUAUGUUGGAAAUAUUUUUGAACAAUUAUGUGUUGAUGGUCUACAUCAGUGACCUGAAAGAAUGGAAAACGGAUCUUCCUCAAGCCUGAGGUAUCAAACGCUAAUAAAAUAUUUACCUUGUAUCAAUUGUA